GAUACCCUCGCUACCCUGCCAUCGAAGUGGAAUCGAAUUGAAAAACUCAACCGCUGUUCGUUCCAUCCGUUAUUAAAUCCGCAUAAUUUGUAAUCAAUAUUAUCGGCCAAGCACCAACAAAUACCUGGCACAUCGCGGAGUCAUUAAGUAGAGUGCAUUUUUGUGGUUCUCUAAAGUGAAUUUUUCAAGUGUGAAGUGGAGUUGGGGACUGGGGGGCUUGUUUACAAGGAGCAACAAUCAGUAGAGUAAACAUCGCGGGGAAUUUCUCAAUUGAACAGAACAUCUGCGGCUAUUUUCGGAAUUCAUUUAUUUAAACAGAGCAACAACUGCAGCAGCAGCAGAAGCGUCGGCGUUUCGAUCCGCUGCGUAAUCUGCGCCGCAUCUUUCGGCGUCGCACCAUCAACAGCUCUGCGGACAGCCCGUCUCCAGCACCUAGACCCGGACCCGGACCUGGACCUAGACCUGGCUCUGCAACACCUUGCCGCCGCCGGCCAGCAGCUCCAGCGAGAAGAAUCUGCGCAGUGUUAGCGCGUCACCCGCCUCCUCGGCCGCCGCCUCCUCGCCGGGCUCCCCGCUGAACCAGCAGUCGCUGGGCGAGAGCUACCAGACGCAGUCGCUGCCCAAGUCCAAGUCCUACGGCUUGCACCGCGAUGAGCUGCUGAGCGUGCUCCUGGGCAAGAAAAGGGCCAGCAAACAGGCGCAGCACAACUCCGAACAGCAGCAACAGCAACAGCAGCAGCAGCAGGAUUUCCCGGCGGACGCCAUGUACCAGACACAGCGCCAGCGUCAGCUGGGCGUGGCCGUCUUCCCCGAGACGCGCAGCCUGAGCCGCAGCAGCUACUUCUCGGAGCAGCGGCACCAGCAGCGACACCUGCGCAGCGUCGGCGACUCCACGCAGGAACUGGGGGGGGAGCGGGAGGGCAACGCUAGCACGGGGGGCGGCGAUGGGGCCGCCGACAUCUCCGACAGCCAGCGCAGUCUCAGCGAGGGCCGUCUCUUGGACGUCGACGGGGACUUCUCUCGUGAGACUCUUUCGCAGUCACACGACAGCGUCUUCUCCGAAUCGGCGACGGCCUGCAGCCUAUCGAUUGUCCUGAAGGUAAGUCGGUUCUAGGAACUAACCAGAGGACUCCUCCUCUAGUCUUUCAAACUCUAUCUAUUAAAACUAUAAAAGCAGAGGAUAUCACACUAA
Molecule: messenger RNA, 1192 nt
Organism: Drosophila miranda
Lineage: Eukaryota; Metazoa; Arthropoda; Insecta; Diptera; Drosophilidae
Exons: 3
Coding region: 764-1114 (116 amino acids)
Source: RefSeq, a predicted model, not a curated record